UAUAGUUGUGCGGAGUAAAAGAUGGUAAAGGAGUAGAAAUGAAUUCGAAACAGAGUAAUAGGUGACGUUAUCUUGACGUUUUUAACUGUGGCUUGCAGUGUUUGAAAUGCUGUCGAAUGUUUGAUUACGCAUGCAGGUUUUGUGUAACGCAUUCAGAAAGUAAAGGGGAUCAAGGGACGGCAAUAUUAUUCGCAAGAAUGUCGUCACCUAGCGCAGGGAAAAGACGAAUGGACACUGAUGUUAUCAAGCUCAUAGAAAGUAAACACGAAGUUACCAUUCUUGGAGGGUUAAAUGAAUUUUGUGUCAAGUUCUAUGGGCCUCGGGGAACACCCUAUGAAGGUGGAAUAUGGAAAGUAAGAGUUCAUUUACCUGAACACUAUCCUUUCAAGUCACCUUCAAUUGGGUUCAUGAAUAAAGUUUAUCAUCCAAAUAUAGAUGAAGUGUCUGGAACAGUUUGCCUUGAUGUAAUCAAUCAAGCAUGGACAGCCUUGUAUGACUUGUCAAAUAUUUUUGAGUCGUUCCUGCCUCAGUUGCUAACAUAUCCAAAUCCUAUUGACCCAUUGAAUGGAGAUGCAGCAGCUAUGUACUUACACAAACCAGAAGAUUACAAGAAGAAAGUACAAGAAUAUGUGCGUAAGUAUGCUACAGAAGAAGCUCUCCGGGAACAGGAAAAUCAAGGUGUGUCAUCUGACAGUGAGUCAUCCAUGUCAGACUUCAGUGAAGAUGAAGCUCAAGACAUGGAAUUAUAACAUAAACUUUAUUAUUGGCUGUCUUAGCUGGUCUAUGAAGUGUACAUUGAUCAGAAGUGUGCAAACAGUUGGACAGCCUGUCAGGGAGUUGACAUUUAACACUAAAUAAAUAAUAGACAUUAAUAUAGGUAUGUUGCUGCAUCACUUUUAAUGACUGCAGCAUUUUGUAACAAUGAUGUGCUGCUGAGCUUACGGGAACUAGAGAAAGAAAAACAACCUGGCAGAACAUCUUAUAGAAUAUUUUGUAGAAAUAACACAUUCAUACAUAAUUUUAUUUCACUAAUGCUUGUACAUACAAUAAAGUUUUGUGUAUUAAAUAAUUUGUAAAUAAAUUUAAGUUUCGUAUUCUGUUAUGAAGCCUCACCAUAUUUACAUUUAACUUGCUCUUUUUGUACAUAAUUCAUCCAGAGAUAUUUAUUUAUUCCACUAAAAUGCAUAAAAUUGUAAGGUUAUCUUACUUUAUGUAAACAAUCUUAUUUCUGUUAUCAGAUCUUAAGUUUUAUUGCUUUUUAUGUUAGUGUCAUGUUCAUAAAUAUUAUUAUUGUAAUGUGAAACAGAAAUACAAGAAAAUUUAUUGCGUAAUACAGGAUGAAUUUUUCGCUAAGGUUUUAACUCUGUUAAGGAGUGAUUUCCUCCAUAGUAAAUGCUACACACUAAUUAACUCUUAACUAGGCAUUAAACUUAUUUUUCUUCACCCAUUUGUUUCUGUAAAAGUAUUGUUUAGAUUGGUUCAGUGGCAAUGAAGAAACUAAAUAAGAUGGGUCAGUACAUUCUCAUUUGUUUUUCAAAGUUGUGUGUGUGUGUGUGUGUGUGUGUGUGUGUGUGUGUGUGUGUGUGUUUGUUUGUU
Schistocerca cancellata (South American locust) is the source of this 1596-nucleotide messenger RNA. Its product is annotated as ubiquitin-conjugating enzyme E2 H. Gene Ontology annotation, biological process: protein polyubiquitination; ubiquitin-dependent protein catabolic process. Gene Ontology annotation, molecular function: ubiquitin conjugating enzyme activity. Lineage: Eukaryota; Metazoa; Arthropoda; Insecta; Orthoptera; Acrididae. Gene Ontology annotation, cellular component: nucleus. The coding region runs from base 117 to 749 and encodes 210 amino acids. The record is from RefSeq and is a predicted model, not a curated record. The transcript has 5 exons.